GUUUCAUAAUCCGUCCCUGUCCUGAGUGCUAAUCUCCUCACAAAUUCACCUUAUGUCUCUUUUAAGAUGGCGCUUCGUGUGAGUGGAACAGUAGGAACAACUGUUUUGGGAGCCGCUUGAGUUUAGUGCAUACCAUCGGGAGGACGGCUUCUCGGGACUUGAGAAGGCGCAAAGUGACACGAGUGUAGCCGAGUGAAUCCGAAAAUCCCGCUGACCGACCGGUGCGCGUUUUCCCCCACCACGGAGGCAGAGGGAGAAGCGUGACUGCGAGACUGGCGUGGGGAGAGAGAGACAACUCCAUGCCUUCCGCGGCUCCUUCUGCGCGGACCGUGGACCGACUUCUGCGAGCGAAUUAACUUAGAGAGGAGCGUUUCACUCGCGAGAAGAGAAGAAAUAACAUUUCCUCUCGCCUCCUCCGGCUGCUGGCGGAGAGACGCUCGAGCUGCCACGAAUAGAUCCAGUAUCCACGACCCCCCCCCCCCCCCCCCCCCCCCCCCCUCCCGGUUGGCUGGGUCGGUUGACCGGACCGCGUGUUCGUCCUCCGGAGGUGGGCUCGUCGUAUCUUAACCCCCCGCACUUCCUCUCUUGGUUCUAACUUCUCUGUGGAUUGUCGUGUUUUGACGGGACUGGACUCUGUGGGUUCGGAGAAGGAGAGAAAUGCCAACGGCGGCGACAAAGAGGAGAUUCAGUGUUAGUCUUUGAUCCUGUCAGAGUGGGACACGUCUAGCAGGGGACUGAGGAGGGAGCAGUGCCAACUCGGAACAUGGUGCCUAACAUUCUCCUGGCAGGGCCCCUCCUGCCCAGGGGGGCGUUGCUGUUCCUGCUUCUACUCAGCUCAGUGGUGAUCUCCUCUCUGGCAGACAGCUUGCCAAUUUUCAUCAAAACCCCUGAGGACCAGACGGGCAUCUCUGGGGGAGUUGCAUCGUUUGUAUGCCAGGCCACUGGAGAGCCCAAACCUAGAAUCACCUGGAUGAAGAAAGGCAAGAAAGUCAGCUCCCAGCGCUUUGAGGUGAUUGAAUUUGAUGAUGGCUCGGGUUCUGUGCUGCGGAUCCAGCCACUGCGCACCCACAGAGACGAAGCCAUUUACGAGUGCACAGCCACUAACAGCGCUGGCGAGAUCAACACCAGUGCCAAGCUUACAGUGCUGGAAGAGAACCAGAUCCCACAUGGGUUCCCCACCAUUGAUAUGGGGCCACAACUGAAAGUGGUUGAAAGGACCAGGACGGCCACGAUGCUGUGUGCUGCCAGCGGGAACCCAGACCCGGAGAUCUCCUGGUACAAGGACAUGCUUCCUGUGGACAUCAGCAGCAGCAACGGACGCAUCAAACAGCUUCGCUCAGGUGGUACACCAAUUAGAGGAGCUCUGCAAAUUGAGAACAGCGAGGAGUCGGACCAGGGGAAGUACGAGUGCGUUGCCAUGAACAGCGCUGGGACCCGUUACUCUGCUCCUGCCAAUCUCUACGUCAGAGAUCAGCGUGAAGUACGAAGAGUUCCACCUAGAUUUUCCAUUCCUCCCACCAACCAAGAGGUGAUGCCAGGAGGCAGCAUAAACUUGACUUGUGUGGCAGUGGGUUCGCCAAUGCCCUAUGUCAAGUGGACGAUGGGCCAAGUAGACCUAACUAAGGAAGAGGACAUGCCAUUGGGACGCAACGUGUUGGAGGUCACAAACAUCCGCGAAUCGGCCAACUACACAUGUGUGGCCAUCUCUCCUCUGGGCAUGAUUGACCACACAGCACAGGUUACUGUCAAAGCCUUACCAAAACCCCCCACCUCACUCACAGUGACUGAGACCACAGCCACCAGUGUGACUCUCACAUGGGACUCUGGAAACCCGGAACCUGUGUCUUACUACAUGAUCCAGUACAAAGCCAAGUCCUCAGACAAUGGCUUUCAGGAAGUGGAGGGUGUUGCUACCACACGUUACAGCAUCGGUGGCCUCAGCCCGUACUCUGAUUAUGAGUUUCGUGUCAUGGCCGUCAACAACAUUGGCCGUGGGCCGCCUAGCGACCCCGUGGAGUCGCGCACCGGCGAACAGGCCCCCUCCUCGCCACCUCUGCAUGUUCAGGCACGCAUGCUGAGUGCCAGUACCAUGUUGGUCCAGUGGGAGCCUCCCGAAGAGCCCAACGGACAGAUAAGGGGUUACCGGGUUUACUACAGCCCGGACAAUAAAGCUCCACUCAGCGCCUGGCAGAAACACAACACGGACGAUAGCAGCCUGACAACCAUCUCAGGGCUGACUCCUGAUAUCACCUACAGCCUCAGGGUGCUGGGCUUCACCUCGGUAGGUGAUGGGCCACCCUCUGAAAUCCUGCAAGUCAAAACACAGCAGGGAGUGCCUGCCCAGCCGUCCAGUUUUGAGGCCGAAGCUGAGCUAGACACCCGCAUCAAACUAACCUGGCUGUGGCCCGUACAGGACCCCAUCACUAAGUAUGAGCUGCAGUACUGGGAGGCCGGCUCAAAUAACAAGAAACAUAUGACUUUCGACCCAGCUGGCUCUUACGAUGUGGAUGGUUUAAAGCCGAACACCUUGUACCAUUUUUCCCUGGCAGCCCGUUCUGAAAUGGGUUUAGGCGUCUACACUCAGCCCAUUGAGGCUCGCACCGCUCAGUCAACCCCGUCCGCCCCACCUCAGGAUGUACACCUGCUCAGCCUGAGCUCCACCAGCCUCAAGGUGAGUUGGGUGGCCCCGCCAGCCGCUAGCCGCCACGGCGCCAUUGUGCGCUACACAGUCAGAUACCAGGCCCUGACUGGAGAGGACACGGAGCGGCAUGAUGUGCCUGACAUCGGCGCAGACGCCACCAGCUGCGUGCUGGAAGGCCUGGAGAAGUGGACUGAGUAUCAGGUGUGGGUGAUGGCUCACACCGAUGUGGGCCCAGGCCCUGAGAGUGCCCCUGUGAAGAUGAGAACCAAAGAAGAUGUGCCCGGAGCGCCCCCCAGGAAGCUGGAGGCUGAGGCCUUAAAUUCCACCGCCAUCCGAGUCACCUGGAAGCCACCUCUGCAGAUGAAGCAGCACGGCCAAAUCAGAGGCUACCAGGUCAUCUAUUCCCGACUCGAAAACGGCGAGCCGCGAGGCCAGCCCAACAUCAUGGAUGUUGCUUUGCCAGAAGCACAGUGGAAUAUUGAAGAGUCCACCGAGCAUGAAGCCAUUAUCGGUGGACUGCACGCUGAAACCACAUACUCUGUCACCGUGGCAGCAUACACCACGAAGGGAGAUGGAGCCCGUAGUAAAGCUAAAGUCAUCACCACAACUGGAGCAGUACCAGGCAAACCCAACAUGAUGAUCAGCGCCACCAUAGGCAACACAGCACUGAUCCAGUGGAAUCCACCAAUGGAAAUGGUGGGUGAGCUAAUGGGCUACCAGCUGCAGUACAAGCGUGCCGACGAAGAAGCCUACACCUCGCGCGAGCUGAGAAAAACCGACGACCACUUCACUGUCACCGGCCUGCACAAAGGCGCCACCUACGUGUUCCGACUGAGCGCCCGCAACCGCGCGGGCAUCGGCGAGGCCUCCGUGAAGGAAAUCACCACCGCCGAGGACGUGCCUUCGGGCUUCCCGCUCAACCUCAAAGUCACCGGUCUGACCCAGUCGAGCACCCAGCUGACUUGGGAACCCCCGCUGCUCGCCGAACGGAACGGCAAAAUCACUCAUUAUGUGGUGGUGUACAGGGACAUCAACAACCAGCAAGACAACACCAGCCGCACCACCAACACUCACAUGACCAUCGAGGGCCUUAAUCCUGACACCACCUACGACAUCCGUGUGCAGGCUUUCACCAGUAAGGGCGAGGGACCCCUCAGCCCCAGCAUCCAGAGCAGGACCAUGUCAAAUGAUUUCCCAGCUGUUAACUUUGGUGUCAAAGCUGUCACAAAAACAUCGGUCCUUCUAACCUGGGAUUUGCCAGAAAACUACAAAUCCCCAGCUCCUUUCAAGAUUCUAUACAACCAGCAAAGUGUGGAAGUGGAAGGAAACCAGAAGAGGAAGCUGAUCACUCAGCUGCAGCCGGACACAGAGUACUCAUUCGCUCUGACGAGUAGGGGCAACAUUGCCGGUGGUCUGCAGCAACAGGUGUCCAUCCGGACUGCCCCUGACCUGAUCAAAACCAAGCCCACCACACAUCAGGCUCAAGGUGGCAGGAUGACCAUCAGCCUCAGCCUGCCAAAUGUCCAGACCACCGACAGGGUCAGGUGGUACUACAUUGUGGUGGUGCCGGUGACUCCAUCAACGAAGCGAUGGAAGAAUCCAGACGAGAUCACAGACCUGGAUGAGCUGCUCAGGUCAAAUGGCGGUCCAGUCCUGAGGCGCAGACGUCACCUGGAUCCCUCCAAAGCUUACAUUGCUGCCAAACUGGACUCCCUGCCGACCUCCUUCAUCCUGGGCGAUGAGAAGCACUACAAUGGCUUCCACAACAAGCCCCUGAUCAGUCAACAGGAGUAUCUCUGUUUUCUGCUGGCUGAACUUAAAUAUGAGGAGACAGACAGUGCUGCUAAUUAUAUGACUUUUUCAGCCAGUCCCUACUCAGACCUGAUCCAGAUCAAGCCUGCAGAACACGGGAUGGAUCAGCCUGAAAUGUUGUGGGUCAUGGGGCCGGUACUAGCAGUGAUCGUCAUCAUCAUCAUUGUGAUCGCCAUCCUUCUGUUUAAAAACAAACAGGAAAGAAAGCGAGCAUCGCCCUUACCAAAAGAUGAGCACUCAGGUGGAGUGAAAGACUCUUUGUUAGCCAACUCUUCUGAUCCUGUGGAGAUGAGAAGACUCAACUACCAAACUCCAGGUCCCAGCUCUCAUCGCUGCCCCAACACUCCAAGAAUGAGGGAGCACCCACCCAUUCCUGUCAUUGACCUGGCCGACCACAUAGAGAGACUGAAAGCCAACGACGGCCUCAGGUUUUCUCAGGAGUAUGAGUCUAUUGAUCCCGGUCAGCAGUUUACCUGGGAAAACUCCAACAUGGAAGUCAACAAGCCAAAGAAUCGCUAUGCAAACGUCAUCGCCUAUGACCACUCCAGAGUGGUCCUCACCUCUGUUGAUGCCGUUCCAGGCAGUGACUACAUCAAUGCCAACUACAUUGAUGGCUACAGGAAGCAAAAUGCCUACAUCGCUACUCAGGGACCUCUGCCCGAGACCCUGACUGACUUCUGGAGGAUGGUGUGGGAGCAGAGGUCCAACACCAUUGUCAUGAUGACCAGACUGGAAGAGAAGUCACGAGUGAAGUGCGACCAGUACUGGCCGUCACGGGGAACGGAGACCUACGGGAUGAUCCAGGUCACCAUGUUGGACACUGUGGAGUUGGCCACUUACAGCGUCCGUACGUUCGCUCUCUAUAAGAACGGCUCCAGCGAGAAGCGGGAGGUGAGACAGUUCCAGUUCAUGGCCUGGCCCGACCACGGGGUUCCUGAGUACCCCACGCCCAUCCUGGCCUUCCUUAGAAGGGUAAAGGCCUGCAAUCCUCCAGACGCGGGGCCCAUGGUGGUCCACUGCAGUGCGGGCGUGGGCAGGACUGGCUGCUUCAUUGUGAUCGAUGCCAUGCUGGAACGCAUGAAGCACGAGAAGACCGUGGACAUUUAUGGCCAUGUGACGUGCAUGCGCUCCCAGAGAAACUACAUGGUCCAGACCGAGGACCAGUACAUCUUCAUCCACGAGGCGCUUCUGGAGGCGGCCACCUGCGGCAACACGGAGGUGCCGGCGCGCAACCUGUACGCCCACAUCCAGAAACUCACCCAGCCCCCGCCCGGUGAGACCGUCACCGCCAUGGAGCUGGAGUUCAAGAGACUGGCCAACUCCAAAGCUCACACGUCACGGUUCAUCAGCGCCAACUUACCCUGCAACAAGUUUAAGAACCGCCUCGUCAACAUCAUGCCUUUUGAGUCCACCCGGGUCUGCCUGCAGCCCAUCCGUGGCGUCGAGGGCUCGGACUACAUCAACGCCAGCUGCAUCGAUGGCUACAGACAGCAAAAGGCUUACCUGGCCACACAGGGCCCGCUUGCCGAGACCACCGAGGAUUUCUGGAGGAUGCUGUGGGAGCACAACUCCACCAUUGUUGUCAUGCUCACCAAGCUACGAGAGAUGGGCCGGGAGAAGUGCCAUCAGUACUGGCCAGCAGAGCGUUCAGCCAGGUACCAGUACUUUGUGGUGGAUCCAAUGGCUGAAUACAACAUGCCUCAGUACAUCCUCAGAGAGUUCAAAGUCACAGAUGCCAGGGAUGGACAAUCCAGAACAAUCCGCCAGUUCCAGUUCACUGACUGGCCCGAGCAGGGAGUGCCAAAAACUGGAGAGGGCUUCAUUGAUUUCAUUGGACAAGUGCACAAAACCAAGGAACAGUUUGGGCAGGACGGACCAAUCACUGUACACUGCAGUGCCGGGGUAGGCAGGACCGGAGUCUUCAUCACCCUCAGCAUCGUGCUGGAGAGGAUGAGGUACGAAGGUGUGGUCGACAUCUUCCAGACGGUGAAGACGCUCCGCACCCAGCGGCCUGCCAUGGUGCAGACCGAGGACCAGUACCAGCUGUGCUACAGGGCAGCGCUGGAGUACCUGGGCAGCUUUGACCACUAUGCAACGUAACCACUCCCCUCUGAAGCAGCUUCCCCCUCCCCCGGUCAGACCUCUCAGGAGUGUGCCAAGUGUCCCCAUUUCAGCCGCCAUCCACUCACUUUGACCCCUUCAAACUCCACCCUUCCUGCAGCUACCGGAGGGGGGUGACGAAAGGGACGAGCUCGCCGACCCGUCGAGGGUCCUCAACCAAUCACAAGAGACACACGCCGAGUUCACCAUCCACCUGAGAUUUGGCUUUAACGACAGAAACACUACAGAGACUAGGACAGACGCAGCAGCUCUUGGACGGGGCCGACGGCGCAGAGCGGCAGCCCGCCUCUCUGCUCCGUCGAAGCCAAACCUCCCUGAUUGUCAAAGGCUACUGGUAGCACUGAGAGCACCCUCUCUGUUUCCUCGUUUAUUAUUGGUAUUAAUUUUAUUGUCAAUAUUUUCCGAUUUAUUUUGUCAGGUUAUUGUUUAGUAUACUUUUUAUGUUGCUCUUGUUAAUCGUUUUAAUAUCAGACAUUUCUUCUGUCUUAAACGGCUCAGACUCUUGGGGCAUGCGUUAUUUUCAUAAUCACUCUUAGGGUACGUUAGCACACGGGACAUGUGUUUUUAACAUGUUCUUAUAUACUAAUACAAGAGGACCACUGUUCUCUGAGCUGCUGUCAGAUUUCGUUUUGUUUGUUUUUUUUUUUUUUUUCAAAAUUCGAUUUAUGUUCUAUAUGGUCGUAGUCAGUUCAGUAACUCGAAUUGCCUUUUCACUUACCGAGUUUUAAAAGAAAAUCAGCUUUGAGGAAAUUGAUUUUUACAGACUUCUUGUAGUCGUCCCUCUGUAAUCGCAGUAGAUAGCUGGAAAAACACAAGUGAAUUACCUAACAAAACGUGCACAGAAAUGGAAAGCACAUUAUUUCUAUGUAUUAUUAUUUUGUUGUUGUUCUUUUGUGGGGGGGUUUUUUAUGUUGUUUUUGAUCAGAAGCCUAUGGCAUUGAGGCCUUCAUUGCUCCACAGCGGAGAACUUACCUGAAGAAAACAGACUUUUAUACCCAAAGGGUAAGCAACAGGAAAAAAAAAAGAAAAAUAAUAAAACCUCCCCAUCUCUGAGUAAAGAUGCUCUUCAAGUCGCUCCCGUCUCCUCGCUUGGCUGGAGCGGGACGGAGCGGACCUGGGCCGAGGAGCAGAGCCAUCCAUGUCGGUACCUGUACAGAAUCAACCAUUCCUAACCAGAGGGACAGAGACUCUUUGGACUCAAACCUGAUGUUAUUUUAUACAGAAAUAGAACUAUAAAUAUAUAUAUAAUUAUGACUGAUUAUAUAUAUGUAUGAUUACACAUAAAUAUAUUCACAGCUUCAAAAAUAUAUUGUUAAAAAGGAUUAAUUCUGCUGAUCUACCUAGAGACGCUGCAGAGAGCCUGCUGUCCUAGAGUGUGUAUUAAUGGAGACACCGUUGUAUCUACUGUAAUACCAUCGUAACUUCAACAGCUGGUGUUCCACAUGAGGAAAAAAAACAGCACAACCCCCCCCCCCCUUCUCCUUCGCCCCCACCACCAACCCAUCCAUCAAAACGAACAACUCCUCACUGGGAAAGCACACACACACCCUCUCCACCACACGGACGGCAGGAGGGGAGCGUCUGAUCGCCGCCGGUGGGAGGAAGGACGGCGGACGGAGGCGGGGGAGGGGCUUAAAAACACCGGCAAAAAACGAAACAUGUUCAUUUUUACCUUGUGAAUGCUUUAGUGCUGUAGGGGUUCAAUCUGUUGUACACACAGUCUGUUUUCUAUUUGUUGAUAAAGAACUGGAACUUCAGAAAUCAUCUGGUGAUGAAAAAGAAAACCGUCGAUGUUAAUAAAGUUAAAUAUUUGGGUUUUGUA
Molecule: messenger RNA, 8396 nt
Organism: Austrofundulus limnaeus
Lineage: Eukaryota; Metazoa; Chordata; Actinopteri; Cyprinodontiformes; Rivulidae
Product: receptor-type tyrosine-protein phosphatase F
Exons: 37
Coding region: 764-6553 (1929 amino acids)
Biological process (GO): protein dephosphorylation
Molecular function (GO): protein binding; protein tyrosine phosphatase activity
Source: RefSeq, a predicted model, not a curated record